Molecule: messenger RNA, 1820 nt
Organism: Chelonia mydas (Green sea turtle)
Lineage: Eukaryota; Metazoa; Chordata; Testudines; Cheloniidae
Product: zinc finger protein 316
Exons: 5
Coding region: 51-1106 (351 amino acids)
Biological process (GO): regulation of DNA-templated transcription
Source: RefSeq, a predicted model, not a curated record
GACACACGUGGGGAUGUGACGCCAGCAGACGGGACAGGAUCUCAGGCCCGAUGGAUCCCCCGCGCUCCCAGCUGGAGCCCGGUCCCUGCCCCGGUUCCCAGCCGGGGGGCGGAGGCCGGCGGCUCCCCCGGGGCUCCCCGGACCAGCCGCUGCCGGAGCCCCGCGGGCGGCAGGACAUGGAUCGGCCUGCCCUGGGCGAGGAGGGGAGCGGCCUGGCACAGGAGCUGGUGGUCGCUGCGGCUGGCUACCAGGCGCCGGUGGGGUUCGAGGAGGUGGCCGUGUAUUUCUCCCAGGAGGAGUGGGGCCUCCUGGACGAAGGGCAGAGGCAGCUCUACAGGGACGUCAUGCAGGAGAACUACCAGACUCUCAUCUCGCUGGGAUUCCCCGUCCCUGACCUGGCCGUGAUCUCCUGGAUGGAGCGAGGGGAAGAGCCGAGGGUCCUGGAUCUCCAGGGCUCCCAGGAAAGGGAGAUCCCAAUAGGCGCCCACAUAGCAGGUGCCGGGAUAGAGAAGGAGAAUUUCCAGCAGGAAGGGCCUGCGGGAGCGGAGCCGAAUGGGACGUCCCAGAGCCCUGAGAGGGGAGAUGGCAGCAGAACAGGACGACAGCGGGCAGAGAAGGAGCCAGGGCGCAGGCGCAGGAGGGCAGGACCCAUCAGCUGCGGGGAUUGUGGGAAAAGCUUCACAAAGAACUCGGAGUUAAUCAAACACCAGCGCACGCACACGGGUGAGAGGCCCUACCAGUGCCCUGAUUGCGGGAGGUGCUUCGCCAUCCGCUCCAGCUUGGAUCGCCACCAGCGGGUGCACACCGGCGAGCGGCCCUUCCCCUGCACCCGCUGCGGGAAAAGCUUCAAGCUUAGCUCGGCCCUGAGCCGGCACCGGCGCGUCCAUGCUCAGGAGGGGCCCUGUUUCUGCGCUGAAUGCGGCAGGGGCUUCAGGCACAGUGCUGCACUGACCCAGCACCAGACUGAGCACUUGAACCAUGGAGACCCCACCAAUGGACCUGUGGGGACACGGGUCUACAAGGACCCCUUCGUCCAGGCACAGGACCUCGAGGGGGAGGCUGGUGGGAUGUGGUAUACUGAGCCUGUGAAAGAGGAGAGUGGGUGAUGGGAUCUGCACUUGGGUUGUGGGUCUGGGGAGUGAGAAGAGAGCAGCUAUAACGAAUACAGGGACUGAACCUGUGAUCUCUUGAUCCAACAUCUGGAGCUGGGCUGUGAGGCAGUGUGGUCUAGUGCAGUGGUUCUCAACCAGGGGUAAACGUAUCCUUGGGGGUACGCAGAUGUCAUCCAGGGGAUACAUCAGCUCAUCUAGAUAUUUGCCUAGUUUUACAGCAGGCUACAUAAAAAGCACUAGCGAAGUCAGUAAAAGUAAAAUUUCAUACAGAAUGAGAAAAUGAGCAGUUUUUCAGUACUAGUGUGCUGUGACAUAUUUGUAUUUUUAUGUCUGAUUUUGUAAGCAAGUCAUUUUUAAGUGGAGGUGAAACUUGGCAGUACGCAAGACAAGCCAGAAAAGGGUCCAGUAGUCUGGGAAGGUUGAGAAGCACUGGUCUAGUGGACAGAGCACUACAUUAGGACUUUUGGGUUCUCUUCCUGGCUCAGCCUCUGGCUUGCUGGGUGGUCUUAGGCAAGUCACGGCCACCUCUGUGCCUCAGUUUCCCCAUCUGCAAAAUGGGGACAAUGAUACUGUAAAGUUAUUUGAGAUCUUCUAAUGGAAAUCACUAGAUAAGAGCCAGGCAUAAUUAUAAUGGCUGAAAAAAUUUCAUUUAAACUUUAUUUUGAUGAAAUAUUGGAUUUUUGAUUAAAUGAAGUUUUUCCAUGAAAA